Messenger RNA from Limulus polyphemus (Atlantic horseshoe crab), 1368 nucleotides. RefSeq names its product adhesion G protein-coupled receptor E2-like. Gene Ontology annotation, molecular function: G protein-coupled receptor activity. Lineage: Eukaryota; Metazoa; Arthropoda; Merostomata; Xiphosura; Limulidae. Gene Ontology annotation, biological process: G protein-coupled receptor signaling pathway; cell surface receptor signaling pathway. The coding region runs from base 355 to 1368 and encodes 337 amino acids. The transcript is spliced from 2 exons. The record is from RefSeq and is a predicted model, not a curated record. Gene Ontology annotation, cellular component: membrane.
GACAGCUGCGCAUAAAACGUGAAGAAGUAGACGUCAUAUUUCAGCUAUCUCGUAUUGCAGAUUCACUGGAGCAUGUAUAGCCGUAGGUAGUACAUAGAAAUCUUACUACCUUCGUUACCUAAGGACAAAACGGUAAGAUUUUGGGAAUCUAAGACUGACUAAAGAUUCUGUUUAUUUGCAGUGUGUUCAUUAUCACGUGUAACCAGAGACAGGAGUACCAAGUUUCCGUAAAUAAGUAGAAAACACUAUUUUAUUCGUCGUCUUUACCAUUUUAUUACGAUUAAAGAUGUAGCUACGAAGAAACACUAUCUGUGAAAAGAUAUUUCAGUAAAACUAUGAGCAGUGACUAUCAACAUGGCAGACGUCUUCUCAGUGAGUUUACACGCUAUUAGUGGCGGGAACACUUUUCCCAGGAAGACAGCGAACCGGACGGGUAACUUCAGCGGUGAUGACGAAUGGGGGGAGUCUGGAACACAGAGUCUUCUCUCUCUACUGACAGUGAUCGGGACGAGCCUUUCAAUUGUCGGUGUUGUAUUGGCCUUUAUCACGUACACUCUUUUCUCUGAUCUCCGUACGGUCAGCGGCACGUCCUUGUUGAACCUGCUGACCGCUCUCUUUCUGUCCCACCUGCUCUCCGUCAUCAGCGUGGAGAAGGUGGAUGACCACGGACUCUGUCUGACCCUGGCCUUUCUGCUCCACUACCUGUGGUUAUCCGUACAUUGUUGGCUAACCGUUAUGGCCCGAGACAUGUUCCACACUUUUCGCGACAACGUCAACCUGCAACUGUCACCGCUAACGGAGAGCCGCAAGUCGAUUCUCAAGUGUAUUAUCUUCGCCUGGGGCUUACCCGGUGCUCUGACCUGCUUAACGGCACUUCUCCACACCAAAGACCAAUCUGACAAGCAACCUUUUGUGGUUCCAACUUGCUGGCUCGUCGAUAACGUCUCCCUAAUUUACACUUUCGUGUUGCCCGCUGCUGUGCUGAUUGUAGCCGACCUGGCCUAUUUCGUCCACUCGGCUGUCGUAAUUCGCUACACCGCUAGCAUGCAGAUGAACCGCCGUACGGCCCAGAAAAUGAGGAGUCGCCGUUACCUUCAGCUGUUCCUCUACCUAAAGCUUGUACUAUUCCAGAUAGUCACUUGGAUGUGCUGUCUGCUGGCCCAGCUUGCUGACUUAUUCUCUCUUUGGUUCGCCUUCUCCGUGUUAGCCUCUCUUCAGGGGUUCUUCGUGGCCAUGGCAUACAGCUGUAACUCGAAUGUUUUCCGGCUCUACAGCAAGUCUCUGAAGGAGAGCCGAACUAAGAAGAAGGUUCGCAGCCCGCUGCGGCAAAAACGCUCUACGCACUUUGGACCUGUGGAUGCGUUAUAA